GCCACGUUGUCCCGCAGCCCUCGCCGGGCAGCUGGGGUAUGCCCGAGGACCGCGAUAACUACAUUGUUCAGAUGAGGCGGAGAUACAGCCCCGCGGGCAUGCUGAACGCGGAUGGCAGCAUCAACCAGGACUUCUUCAAGCCUCGCCGCGUGGUGCUGGUCGCCGACCGCGCCAAGUGGGGCGAUGCGGAGCGCGAGGGCCUCUACAAGGGCCUGGAGGUCCACGGCGUCGGGAAAUGGCGCGAAAUCAACCGCGACUACCUCAAGGGCCAGUGGGAUGACCAGCAGGUGCGCAUCCGCGCCGCGCGCCUGCUGGGCUCGCAGAGCCUAGUCCGCUACAUGGGCUGGAAGGGCAGCAAGGCCAAGGUGGACGCCGAGUAUGCGAAGAACAAGGCAAUCGGCGAGGCGACGGGAUGCUGGAAGGCGGGGCAGCUGGUGGAGGAUGACCACGGCAGCGUGCGGAAGUACUUCGAGGCGCAACAGGCGGGUGGGGAGCAGUAGUAGCAGCUAAGCAGGAGGCGUUGCUGCUUGUGAUGCUAGGACUCGUUCGGCAAUGACAAAGGGCACGCAUGUGUGGCGAGCCUGUGCUUUCAUGGCUGUGGCUGCGCACGGCCGCGUGUGGAAGCUUGACCGCGGCGCACUGGCUCGCCGAGACCAUGGUGUGCAUGUGUGAUAUUCGCACACUCGUUGCGCAAAAGUGUGCUGUGAGAUGCCGCGGGCUAUGUUGUCACGGUCCGAAGGAGCACGGCGUGGCUCGAUACACCGCGGGCACUUGUGUCCGUGCACGCAGUGGGUGCGCCGUGCACCCCGCAUUGGCACUUGCAUGGUUGGGCGCCAAAGCGCCCUAAAGUCGUGUGGGGGCGUGCUCCAGAACGCGGCACCGGGAGCAGGAUGUGGGCGUGAUGGCGGACGAACAACCAAUGCGAGUGACGCAAUGAACGAAGGUUGCGGUAAUGCUGCAGGAUGUUGGCGUGUUUCGCCGCUUGGGUAGCAGCGGAGCUUGAUGGCCCCUGGGAUGAAGGAUUUGUGUUUGUACGGGUAAGUGAAUGGACUGUUGCGCUUGGCCUGGAGCGGCAUAGAGUGAUGGUAAGGGUGAACUGGGUUCAGGUGCCAGGAAAGGACGAGUCAGCACAAGGUCAGGCGCAGCAGGCAACAUGUCUUUCGGGUGGUGAUGUCAUACCUGCCCUGCCCAUGAUGAUGGGUUGGAGAUGUGCGUUCGGAGACUGCGUUGAGAGGGGACGGGGUUUGGGGGUACAAGAACGGUCACUUGACACGUGCCAGAAAGGGAGCCGUGGCACGGCUCCUGCGCACGAGGUUGAGGCAGAGGCUCAUGCUGCGCUGCUGCAGCACCGGAUACUGCCAUACUGGGCUUGUCGCCCUUGACUUGCCAUGCCAUAAUCUUCCGUCCUUUAUCUUGUGACAAUUGAUGAGCGCAAAAAGCUGUCUUGCCGGCGCCAGCGCACCUCGGUCCGCGCGGUGGUUGUGAGGACAGCCGAGUGGAGUGUACCGGGGCAUGAACUGGUGCAGCAUCCUGCAGGGUAAGCCGGCUUCGCAUUAUGGAGUCGAAUGUGCGGAUGUGCCAUGGACCCUAGUGAACGUGUAUGGGCCAGUGGUGCUCCUGAGCGAGAAGAGUGGUAAUGGGGCACCGUAAUAUUUCUGGGAAAGGCGUCCAACUCGUCGGGGGACACUCUGGGCGGGCUGGAGGGGCUGCCACGCGCGUGCAACACCUGCAC
Chlamydomonas reinhardtii is the source of this 1732-nucleotide messenger RNA. RefSeq lists its product as uncharacterized. The record is from RefSeq and is a predicted model, not a curated record. The coding region runs from base 39 to 500 and encodes 153 amino acids. Lineage: Eukaryota; Viridiplantae; Chlorophyta; Chlorophyceae; Chlamydomonadales; Chlamydomonadaceae. The transcript has a single exon.